CCCUAUUAUGUUAGGAGGUAUUACAAUAAGAUCGUAGUUCUUAUGCUGCUCCACACAGAACACAUCAUGAAACAUUAAUAACGGUAAGUAAAGUAGAACAAGUCACCUGUCACAGUUCCAAACAGCGACAGUUUCAAUGGAACAGAUAUCAUUUUCAAAAAUAACUCCAAGAAGAGGUUCCAAACACCAAGAGGUUAAUUUAUGGAAUUGAACGCCUCCUCACCUCACAUAGGCUAAUCUUUCAGUGCGGUAGUAGAGCAGCACUCAUUUGAAGUUUGAGUUGCGAUGGCUAACGUCGGUCUUUUCCUGCUCGUUCUCUUAAUAAUUACUCUACAGUCAAUGGCGGAGGGUUUCCAUAAAGCUAGAUUGAAAUUGACAGAACGUGAAAUUACAUUUCCACGAUGGCCGCUGGUUGAGCAGAUGGAUGAACACCUUACCACUCUGAAGCUGAUUCUGGGAUCUAAAGAUGAGAUUUAUGCUGGAGGUGGACGACAUCUGUUCCGUCUCAAUUUCCAGAAGAACCAAGGCCAGACAAUGGUGCAGAGAAUUCCGAUUCCGUGUGAUACAGUAAAGACGGACUGUGGUAUCACCGUGAUGCAGCCAGGGAGAGAUGGAUACCCUCUGUUUGUGUGCACAGCAGUUAAAGAGGUCCAACAAGGUACCUGCUGCUACAAGGACGUGAAUGGCUCAACAAACUGCACAUCCAUUUAUGGAGGGGGAGAGCCAGCACUACUCACUGGGGAGAUCCUCUACACCACACAGUCUGGUGUGAAAGAUAAGGAUGGCAUCUACAGAACGCGUCUUUAUAACGUCAAAGACCAAAUGAAGCCUCCCUCAAGCCGUUCAGAUCAACAGUAUGUGAAGAUCAUAGAAAGAAAACUCGUCAGUAAGCUGUAUGCAUUCUACACGGAGAAGAAUCAUGACAAGGACCCAGAUUCUGACAUCUUCACCCCACGUGUCUCUCAAGUCUGCAUGGCUGAUCUGGGAGGUUCAAAGGAAACCCUGCAGUUCCAGUGGACGUCUCAGCUGAGCAGCCGCCUGUCCUGUGGGGACCCCAGCAGGAAGCUGUACUACACCGAGCUGCUGGACGUGGCCGUGCUGCCGUCUGAGGAUGGAGCAGACGCCAGGGUCUACGGGCUCUUCAGAAACGGCUGGGAAAUGAGAGCUGUUUGUGUGUACGCCAUGAACGACAUUGAUGGAGUCUUCAACAACUCCUCACCAAAACCCACAAAAACUCUGUCUAGACGUCCCGGAGAGUGUGUUCAGGAGAGCAGGAAUCUCCCCUCAGACCUGCUCAUAUACAUGAGAAACGAUCCAGAGAUGGAGGAUUGGGUGGGGCCCAUCGGGCACAGCAACCCCCUACUGGUCAGUCGCUCUCAAUACAGCCACAUUCAGGUGGGCCGUGUCGAAGGGACAGAGGGUCAGGAGGGACACAACGUCCUGCUGCUGUCCACGGAGUGUGGUGCGGUUCACAAAGUCCUGGAGAACUCCUCUGACCCUUUCAUCAUUGCGGAGUAUCACCCUUUCAAACCCGGAACACACAUCCUCAGUAUGCUGCUGGACAGUUCUCAGAAGAAACUCUAUGUGAGCUCCAAUGCUGAGGUGGUUCAGAUUGACCUGAGGAACUGCAAUGUGUACGGGGACCAAUGUGCUGACUGCAUCUUAGCAAGAGACCCCUACUGCGGCUGGGACCGUAACCAAAAGAGAUGUUCAACAUAUUCAGAGGACUCUAUUCAGGAUGUUGAAGAUGGAAAUGUCCAUAAAUGCACAGACGGUCCAGUUAUUGAUCCUAGCACAGAGGGGCCUCAGCAGGGUGAUGCCGACACUAUUGACAUUUCGGAGUCCUCCAGACACUUCCUGCCCUGCCCCGUUCAUUCCCAUCAUGCCGAGUACCGCUGGAUGCAGGGCGGAGAGGAGAGGCAGUCGAUCAUGGACAGCCAGCAGGAGCAGUUAGUGCUGCUGAUAGAUGGCAUGAGGGCUGAAGAUGAGGGCCUGUACCAGUGUGAGGCCAGGGAGGGAGACUACAGGAAGACAGUGGUCCAGUAUGAGCUGAGGAUGAGCAGUGCAGUGGGGGGACUAAAGAGCUCUCCUCUGGCCUUGGCCUUGCUGCUGCUGCUGCUGCUGUUUACUCUGUUACGUUAGAGGUCUGCUGGACCUGCUCCGUGUUGGGUCCUGUUCCGUGUCCUGGUUGGGAGAGUCUAGACCCUUUAGGGAACCAAAACAGCAAUGGAGGAAGAGAUGAUUGAAGCCUCAUGACGGUCAGGGCUGGAUGUACAUGAGGGGGAAACACCAUGACUCAGUUCACAUUUCACAAACUUCUGAAAGUGUUAGAUCCUGCUUGUAUUCUUUCAUUUGUGUGAGCAUUUAUUGUAAAAAAGUUAAAAGUUUAUAUGUUUUUGUAUCGAUGUUCUCCAUUCCAGUUGAGUCUUAGUGGAAGCCUAUAAUAGAGUUGCAAUAGUUUUAGAUUUUGUACUAAUUGUCUAUCACUGUCACUUUGGCACUUUAAAGCUUCUUUGAAACAA
Molecule: messenger RNA, 2522 nt
Organism: Clupea harengus (Atlantic herring)
Lineage: Eukaryota; Metazoa; Chordata; Actinopteri; Clupeiformes; Clupeidae
Product: semaphorin-7A-like
Exons: 14
Coding region: 286-2142 (618 amino acids)
Biological process (GO): negative chemotaxis; neural crest cell migration; semaphorin-plexin signaling pathway
Cellular component (GO): plasma membrane
Molecular function (GO): semaphorin receptor binding; chemorepellent activity
Source: RefSeq, a predicted model, not a curated record